AUGGCAUCAGAGGCAGAGAAAACAUUCCAGCGGUUUGCUGUCUUCGGAGACUCAUCCAGCAGUGGCACAGAAAUGAACAACAAGAACUUCGCCAAGCUCUGCAAAGAUUGUGGCAUCAUGGACGGCAAGGCGGUGACCUCCACGGAUGUGGACAUCGUGUUCAGCAAAGUCAAAGCCAAGAAUGCCCGAACCAUCACAUUUUCACAGUUCCAAGAGGCAAUGAAAGAACUGGGCCAGAAGCGGUUCAAGGGGAAAAACCCAGAUGAAGCCCUGGAGAACAUUCAUAAGCUCAUGGAGGGCAAGGAUCCGGCCACCACUGGAGCGACCAAAGCAACCACGGUGGGUGGAGUGGAUCGUCUGACAGACACCAGCAAGUACACUGGCACCCACAAGGAGCGCUUUGAUGAGAGUGGCAAGGGCAAGGGCAUUGCAGGACGGGAAGAGACAACUGACAACUCAGGCUAUGUGAGUGGCUACAAGGGCGCUGGCACUUAUGAUAAGAAGAAGUGA
Lepus europaeus (European hare) is the source of this 510-nucleotide messenger RNA. It is a transcript of the gene TPPP2, whose product is annotated as tubulin polymerization promoting protein family member 2. The record is from RefSeq and is a predicted model, not a curated record. Bases 1 to 510 code for a protein of 169 amino acids. Gene Ontology annotation, biological process: positive regulation of protein polymerization; microtubule polymerization; microtubule bundle formation. Gene Ontology annotation, cellular component: microtubule. The transcript has 3 exons. Gene Ontology annotation, molecular function: tubulin binding. NCBI's taxonomy places the organism in Eukaryota, Metazoa, Chordata, Mammalia, Lagomorpha, Leporidae.